AUGGCCGGCUGCGUGACCCGCGUGGAGCUGUCGGUGUCCUGCUGGAGCCUCCUCGAACGGGACCUGUGCUCCAAGUCGGAUCCCCUCUGCGUCCUGCUGCAGGAAGUGGGCAGCGGGCAGUGGGUCGAGCUGGAUCGCACCGAGAGGAUCAAGAACUGCCAAACCCCUGAAUUCUGUAAGAAACUGAUUGUAGACUACUACUUUGAGAAGGUACAGAAGCUGAAAUUUGGUGUGUAUGACAUUGAUAACAGGUCCUUUAAUUUAAAUGACGACCUUGGAGGGAUCGAGUGUACAUUGGGACAGGUUGUAUCCAGCUCAGUCUUCACCCGACCACUGGAAUUGAAGCAGGGGAAGCCAGCAGGAAAGGGCACCAUUACAAUUUCAGCAGAGGAGAUUAAAGACACUAGGGUUGUGUACUUGGAAAUUGAAGCCUAAAGCUUGGACAAAAAGGAUUUCUUGGGCAAAUCAGAUCCGUUUUUUGAGUUUUAGAAGCAGAGUGAUGCUGGAACAUGGCAGCUGGUAUGCAGGUCAGAGGUGAUUAAGAACAACUUAAAUCCAUGUUGGAAGAAGUUCGGUGUUUCCUUGCAGACGUUCUGCGGUGAAGAUUUUAAUAAACUCAUCAAGGUGCAGUGUGCAGAUCACGACAGUGAUGGUUCCCAUGACCUGAUAGGCACCUUUGAGACUGACCUGGCCCAGCUGCAGGGAGCAGCGGAUGGCUCUCUGGUGGAAUUUGAAUGCAUUCAUCCUGAGGAAAAAAAAAAGAGCUACAAAACCUCUGGCAUUUUUAGAGUAAAAUCUUUCAAGAUGCUGGAGGAAACACUGAGCCCCAUGUGGAAUGAGCUGCUUCUGUUUGACCAGCUGGUAUUGAUGGGAAAAAAAGAAGAGUUGAAAACAGAGACCCCCAUCAUUAUAAUCAACCUUUUUAGUCACAAUAGAUUUGCUCCCUGGGAAGCGCUUUCCCAGGUGGUUCUGGCUGAAGUGCCGAAGCAGCUGGUGUCAUAGUAUAAGUGGCAGGGAUGGUCACCUGUGAAACCACCAGAAGUAAAGGCAAUGUAGAUUGCAGCAUGACCUUGCCCACCACUACCCCUGGGAUGAAGAGAACUGCCUACACCCAUGCGCUCCCUUGCACAGUUGGAGUGCUCCUUGCCUGCAGAUGGUGGUGCUCACAGAGGCUCUCAUCUGUUCCUGCUCUUUGAUCUUUCCUGCUCCAGGUUGGGAGAAAUGUAAAUAGGGGAAAAAAAAAAAUCACAAAUGCCUGAGCAGUGUUUGUCACAGAAAAACGGACCUUGUUGGUUUUCCAUCUUGCAAGAGCUAUUCCUCAUGGCUUCAUACAGCCCAACUGCUGCUUGCUCCCAGAGCUGCUCACACAGUGCUGCCUCCACACUGGGCUUGGCAGCAGAAGCAUCACAGCCACAUUUGCUGUCAUAGUGCCUACCUGUGUCCUUGGUAGGCUUUUCCUUUGGGAAUGGGGACCCUUCUAUCCUGGCUGGUACCAAAGUCCAUUGGUUGGGUGCCUGAGGUAGUUCCUGGUGUGCCUUCAUAAAGUGCCAGUCUGUUUUUAUAAUUUUUCCAUUUCAGUGACCAUACUUUUGUAAUUUUUUAAUCACAUUAUUCUAUCAGCAAAAAUGGCUUCUAUCAUGGCCUCUUGCUUGGAGCCAUCAUUGCAAUUUAAGAACACUGCACUGCACUUAUUUGUGGACUAAUCAUUAAUUAAUUUGGGGUGGGAUUAAUGAGUCACAUUAAUGUGACUCUCAAAAUACAGCAACUGGAAACACUGAAAUAAAGAUGCUUUGAGUGACUUCUUUGUGCUGCAGAAGUUUUUAAAUGAGAUAACGGUCUGUGAAACUGCAAAGAGGGGCACCCCUGUCCUCAGGAUUGUGAAUCUCUGUUGUGUUCUGGAGACUGUAGAACAGACAAAUGAUAGCAAAGCACAGUUGUUUUGAGAGGUGGGUGUUGAUAGUUCAUUUCAAGGUGGAGAUAAGGAAAUGGACUUGUCAUUACACUACCACUUGGU
Molecule: messenger RNA, 2014 nt
Organism: Indicator indicator
Lineage: Eukaryota; Metazoa; Chordata; Aves; Piciformes; Indicatoridae
Gene: CPNE1
Product: copine 1
Biological process (GO): cellular response to calcium ion; regulation of canonical NF-kappaB signal transduction; positive regulation of tumor necrosis factor-mediated signaling pathway
Cellular component (GO): plasma membrane
Molecular function (GO): calcium-dependent phospholipid binding
Source: RefSeq, a predicted model, not a curated record